UUCGUCCUAAAACUGCACACGGCUGAGAGAGAGAGAGAGCUCCCACACCAGCACCCCUCACCAUCAUUACGGUAAUCGGACGUCGAGCUGCAGGAUCUGCACCUCUGCAAUUAUGCACGGUUCGUGUCGGCUGGGACUCUCGGUGAACGCAGCAGAACCCGGCCCAGGCACAACACAGCCCCUGCAGGUUGUCAGCGUGCGUGCGGAGCAACGACUCGGGAGGCGGGCUUGUGUUGUUUAUCAAAAAUGACUCGACAUGGCUGUGGCUUUCACUCACACUGCACGGUUUUGCGAGCGAGCCUGGGAACCGUAAGCAGCAGCUGAGCCGAGAGAGCGAGGCGCCAAUCAUCUUAAUGAAAGUCAUCAGGAUUGGGUGGCCAUGGACCCAUUCAGCCAGCUCAUCUUCGCCAUCUCGGUGACCAGCUUCCUCACCUUCCAGUGGCUCUUCCACAGAGUCAGCCCCUGGAUGUCCACGCGCAUCAGCCCGGGCUUCCUUGGCCUCAGCGACAAGCAGAAGGUGGAAUGGAACUCAAGGACGGUGUCGACGUUUCACGCACUAUUGGUGGGAAUAUUUUGUCUCCACAUCCUGUUCUUCGAUGACCCCGUCAAUGAAGACCCAGUCUGGGGCGAUCCUACACUGGUGAAGACUAAUGUUGCCAUCACAACAGGCUACCUCAUAUCUGAUCUGCUGCUAAUAUUUUACUAUUGGAAGGCGAUAGGCGACAAGUUUUUUGUAGUUCAUCAUCUGGCAGCGUUGUAUGCUUACUACUAUGUACUGGGCCAAGGAAUGUUGCCUUAUUUUGCUAACUUCCGUCUGCUUGCUGAGUUUUCUACACCAUGUGUGAAUCAGCGCUGGUUCUUUGAGGUCCUAGGUUAUCCCAAGUCCUCGCGGCCCAACAUGGCAAACGGUGUGGCCAUGGCAGUAGUCUUUUUCAUGGUCCGCAUCGCCGUCAUGCCAGUCUACUACAGUCGUAUGUACGCAGUCUACGGCACUGAUGCUUACUACCUGGUGCCCUGGGGCGGCCGUGUAGCCUGGAUCUGCUCCAGUAUCUGCUUGGACGUAAUGAACAUCAUGUGGAUGCAUAAAAUUGCCCGCGGUUGCUACAAAGUGCUGCGCUCGGCACGGCGGAGCAAAGCUGGCACACCUCAGGAGAAUGGGAAGACGGAUUAAGGGAGACAGGGUGACUGUGGCGAAAAAAAUCCCACAACAGAGACAAAGUGACACUCAAGAAUGGACGAGAAGCAGUUUGGACCCUUACAUGUCAGGCUGCUUCCGUAGCACCCUACCUAGGACCUGACAUUACAGGACUGAAUGGAACGAGGGAACUUUUGAUUAUUUGUUUCUUUGAACUUUUUUUGUUUGUUUGUUUUGGAAAGCAAGCUCACCCACUGGGAUGUACCGAAGGACUGCUUAACUGGCCACCCCUUAAGCCAUGAAAUGACCUCUUAGCAAUACUCUGUGUGCAUGGCCAACUGUUUUUCUCUUGAACAAUUUACCACUUCAGAAGAGGUCAACCUGGGCCAGACGGGCUGUUGGCCCAACCACAAAUCGUCAAAAAGUUUACCGUUCUUUACACAGUUAAUACUCAACUUGUUGAGAGACUUUCUUUGUUUUUGUAUUAAUUCUGCUGCCUGCGUUGCAGAAUAAAAUAAAAAUGAGUAAAUGUGAGUUCAUGCCGAUGAAGCAAAGAUUUGAGGAACACCUCUGAAACACUCAACGAUGGUCAGUGCCAUAAUAUCAUUGUCAGAUGCUUGUUGAGGGUGACCCAAUCAGAUAACAUGAAGUGCAAUCAUGGAGAAGAAUCGGAAUUUUACUAUGUCCUUCAGUUAAGAUCUUAAUUUAAAAAAAAAAUAAAAAAAAAUAGCCAGCCUUUGAAGACAUUAAUUGGGAUUUCAGAAGUCUUUGUUGCAUUUGCAUGUUUAUUUUAUAUAAUGUAGAGUUGAACAGGCAUCACAACACUGUAUGAAGUCUAUUUCUUUUGUCUUGCUGGUGUCGAGGCAUAUUUUUAAAAGAUUUUUAAAGAUACAAAUAGGUAACUGUCAACAGUUUUUAAUGAAAAGAAGGUUGAUGUACAGAAUAAAUUAGACAUGUUUAAAGGGAAUGUUUGAAUGUCAUUGUCAGUGUUUUGUACGCUGGCAUUAAGCAGUUAGUACUUGAGGCAGCAUUUGUUGUGGUUUGUGGAUACAAACUGACAUUUUACAGAAUGGAAAAAGUCCCAUUACAUAUAAAAAAAAAAAAACCUGUCAUGUGAGACUUCUUUGUCGGCAUUAUAUUUAUUUCACGCUGUGCAAUGCAUGUGAAGGGGUAAAACUGUUAUCUAACAGUGCUGGUAUGGAAUCAGUGUCAUAAAUGCAUCUAAAAUUACGAUAUGUAUAUAGUUUUGACAUUUUAAUGGCCGCUCAGUGGGACAAACGCUCUUCAUGUUUUUCCAUCAUCAGCCAUUGACCUUUAACAUUCACACUUUGUAUUUAUCUUUUAAUGCACAAACUGUUUAAUUCCACACCCUGGCAACAUUUGCUGAUAAAGCUCCAUGCUGCGUUGCGUAUAUUCUGCAAAGAAAAUUUUGGAAAUUUGUGCCACCAAAUUGUAGUCAGCACAUGAUCAAAGUCAUUGUUUUGCGAGUUUUGGUUAUAUGGGAUAUCGGUCAUCAGUGUUUCAGAUGGUAAAAAUUCUUUAUAUUUUAAAAAUAUUUUGCUUUUGAGUAUGGUUAUACAAACACCUCUUGCCUCAUGAUACAGUGAAUAUACAAUGUCUAUAUAAUCCUGUUAAAAGGUUUUUGAGAUGUAAAAAGAAAACAAAGGUGAACCAUAUCAGAAGUAUUUGUACCUUUUUAUUUUAUUUUUAUUUUUAAUGACACUGAAAACCAAUGUGACGAUAUUCAAAGAAAAAAAAAGAUUUAAAAAGCUUAAAAUCCCCUACCUGCAUGAGUGUGCACACCAGAUUUGCAAACCCAUGGUGGUCAUAACCGAUUUUAGAUCCAAAAUUAUUUCAUCUAGAUCCAUGCUAUAAUUCACUGUAAUGGCAAAGGGUGAAAGUUUGGUACUUGAAGAUAUCCAUGUUUCCGUCCUUCUUCAUUAAAGCCCCUGGCCAGACAUGAUGCUGACACCGCCAUGCUUCAGCAUUGUUAUGGCGUUACUUUGUUGUUGUGCUGUGUUGAUUUGAUACCAUACAUACCUUUCACAUUUUGAGGCAAAAAUUCAAUCUUGAUCUCAUCAGACCGUUUCACAUAUUUCUGGUUAUCUAGUUUUGGGAAGUCAAGCAAGGCUUCGGUGUAAUUUUAAUCACGGAUAGCUGUAACAUAUAGGGAGCAACCAGUACUUACUAGGAAGAGUUUACUCAAUGUUGCUGUAAUCAAUUAAGGUCUCCCUGUCUAGUUUCCCAUUUGUCUUCCCAUUGGGGACAUUGGAGAGACCCCUCUUCUUGAUCUUAUCAUUGUUACUGCAUAUUUCCUCCACUUUAUGUGCGACAUCGAUUUUCAGUGGCAUUAAAUUUUGCUUUGAGUUACACAGAGACACAGAUAUUUCUUCUCUUUUUUUUCUUUUGCAUUGCAAAAACCUUCUGUUUUAGCAGGCGUGUAUGAACUUAAUAUCCACUGAUGUAUAGAAUUUCCAUUCAGUAGUCAAACUCAAUGGAUUCCUUAAUAUUUAUUCAUGGGAUUGCGACCACGGUUUUCCUUUUAGUGAACAUAUACAGAAAACUUUGUUACUGUUUUCUUAUCGUCAUUCUAUUGACAAAGCGGUUUCACGAAGGCAGGAACUGUUCAGUUCAAAGGUCUUCAAGACUCUCAAGUCAUGUUCCACUUCGCUGAUGAUUUGCGUACUUGAAUAUUCAUUGUAGAUGUAUUUUACUUGAGCUGUACAUCAAAAGCUUCUGUCAGAUGUUUUGUGACAAAGAAACAAAGAUUGUUAGUUUUUAAAGUAUGCCUUGCUAUGCUCAGCAUUUGAUUUUGUUGCCUUUUUGAAACAAUUUUAUGAUUGCACAGUGAAUAUUUUGUUACACCCUACUCCCCACCAUACUGAAAAACAUCUUUCAGUGAUUUACUACUUGUGUGUUUUCCAUGUCUGAUGCCUGUCUAAUGUGAUGGUUUGGCCUUUGUAAUAUAAUUUUUAAAUGUAAAACCGGCAGGUUUGUGAAGGCUGGUUGCUUCAGCGCUUUUGUUUUAGUUAUUAUGCUUUUGGAAAAUUUCAGAACUAUUGUGCGUUGAUCCAUUACGACUCCAUGGCAAACACAUUACAGUGUUGCUGAGGCGUGAUGGUAUUUUGGUUUUGUUGUUUUGUUUUCCCCCACAGAAUACAUUUUAAUACAACUGUGCCAACUUGCUACCAGGAUUUAAUAGCUGGGAUCAAUUCUGGUCACAUUACCAUCGCUGCAUAGCCUUGUAUAGCCAGACUCACAGUCUACCUAGUAUAAUAAUACUCUGUUGGGAUUUCAUUAUGGGCCGUGAUGCAACUGAAAAAAAAAAAUAAAUAAAUAAAUUAUAUAUAUAUACACACAUACAUAUGUAUUCUUGAAAUCACAAAGCAUUCUCGUCAAAUGGCUUCAUCGCUUUAAAUUUAUGUCGCUGUCAAUAUCUUUUACAACUACUUGGUUAUCCAAUGGCAGCAAUUUCCUUGCUCAGAUGAUGUGGAUGACUACAUCUAUCCAUCACCUAUCCAUAAAGCCCGUCUAAAUUUAAUUUGAUUUACCCGGCAAACCAUAAUCGGUUCCCAACAGUGUGGUUCCAGAUCAACAUUCUUGCCACAAAAAAAAAAAUAAAUAAAUAAAAAUCUGUGGUCAGGGAUGUUGAUCUGGUUUUCAGGCUAAUCUCUGCAUGCUGUGGCUUGUCACAGUAUGACAAAACUCUGUUCAUUUUAGCAGUGUGAAAUACUUCACCAUUGAUCACUGGCAAAGUGUUUGGAACAGGAUGGAUUUGACAAUUGAUUAUUGGCAGAGGCCUUGCUGGUGAUUUUCAUAAAAGAGACAGGUGUGGUGUGUUUCACUGGAAUUAAAGGACCAGUGUAAUGGAUUAAAAGUGUGAUGUUAUCGGAGAAAAAUUGUGGUAUUCAUAGCUACGUUUUCAUUAGUGUUUAAUCAACUGUACUAACUAACAGGUUUGAUUAAAUUAGCUUAAAAAGAGCGGUUCAAAUCUUUACUGUGUUGCUGCCCUAUUGUGCCACAAUGUUUCUGCAGUAACCCAGAAUGGACACAUUAAGCUCUAGCGUGAGAAAAAGAGGGGAAUUUUGCUGUUUUUGUAGGCGGGAAAGAAGGAUAAUUUAUUGGCUGCAGUCUGCUAUCUCGCCACUAGAUGCCACUAAAUCCUACACACUGGUCCUUUAACUGGAAAUGAAUACUUAUGAGGACGACAAGUCCUUUCUGAUAAAAUCAACUCUGUGGGCAACUUCAUGCAUGGUCAGUAUGGUUUUGUUCAUGCACCCUCUAUAACUGCAUGUGUUACUGCAUGGGGAUUGCACUGUAACCAAAAUAGCAUAUACAUUUACGAGACAAAUUUUAUUCUUUCUUUUCUAAGUACAUGUACAUAAUGUUUACAUAAACGUUAUUCUUGUACUGUGCCACACAAUGUAAUCCACAUCUGAUGAUAUGGUGAACGGCAUCAUAACGCAGAUAUUUAGUAUAAUAUCCAGCACAGAAAUAAUCAGUAAGGGAAUACUUGAAUACUAAUCGGCACAGUUCAAAACAAUCUGGGCAGUGCAAAUAAACAUUAAUCUUACGUGCAUCUUGCAUUUUAUGUGUACCAUUGUCGUUAAUUUAUUAAUCCAUGAGAAGCUGACCUAAAACCAAGCAGAUGCCAUGGUGGCGUAGAGCCUGCCUGGCGCUACUAUUGGCUUGUCAAAUGGCGUUAAUGUCACCCGUUAACGUUGUUUGGAGGAGAGCAGGUGGAGUGUUAAGUGACAUUCUAUGAAUGUACUGGAGAUGAGAAAAUAUUUGUCAUUUACAUUUUCAGUUAUUCUUGACAAUAAAUACCAAAUUAACUGCU
Messenger RNA from Mugil cephalus (flathead mullet), 5975 nucleotides. Its product is annotated as TLC domain-containing protein 4-B-like. NCBI's taxonomy places the organism in Eukaryota, Metazoa, Chordata, Actinopteri, Mugiliformes, Mugilidae. Gene Ontology annotation, cellular component: endoplasmic reticulum; membrane. The record is from RefSeq and is a predicted model, not a curated record. Gene Ontology annotation, biological process: lipid homeostasis. The coding region runs from base 380 to 1171 and encodes 263 amino acids. The transcript has 7 exons.